Messenger RNA from Nymphaea colorata (pocket water lily), 1471 nucleotides. RefSeq lists its product as uncharacterized. Gene Ontology annotation, biological process: intracellular transport. NCBI's taxonomy places the organism in Eukaryota, Viridiplantae, Streptophyta, Magnoliopsida, Nymphaeales, Nymphaeaceae. The record is from RefSeq and is a predicted model, not a curated record. Bases 208 to 1215 code for a protein of 335 amino acids. The transcript has 9 exons.
CUAACCCUAGAGAUGGAAAGGCGAAGCCAAAGCACCAAAGCUUUUCCUCCUCAGCUUUUUCUUUCUAAUUAAAAAAGAAAAAAAGGUUGAAUUGGCGCAAUCCGAAUCUCCGAGUUUCAAAAAUUCCACCGCUUCCCACACUGUUCCUUCAUUGUACACUCUACAGAACCAACAAUCUCUCCUUUUGUUUCUUUCUAUCUGAAACAAAUGGGAACUAAGCGUCGCGUGGAAUCCGACUCCAAUGCGGAACCCCUGGAUUCUACGCUCCGGAGCAAACGGGUAAUCGCCGGGCCCCCUUUUGAUCUGCAGCGAGCUCGGUCGUCCCAACAACACGUUCGUGCGCUCAAUAUGCAGUUUGCGAGCUGGGUGCAAUCACAGCUUCAAAAUCAUCCUGAUGAGCUCUGGGAAGAUGGUGUCCAAGAUUAUCUGCGUCAUGCAUCACAAAUUAUGGAAAAAUUUAGUGAUGUUGUAGAAUGGCUCAAAGCAAACUCAACAGAUGCUGAAAGCUUGCCUAAUUCAUCUCCUCCUGAUUUAGAAAAAAAGGUGACGACAGAUAUAUGGGCAGGAGCUGAUUUGCCUAAAUCAGAUAACAAGUCUUUUACCUUCCCUAGUCCGUUCUUUGGAAGCAAUGGAUCAGGCCCAGGGUUCUCAAUUUCAAUGUUAAAUACUAAAUCUGGAUCUGCUCCAUUUUCGUUUGCUUCCAGUCAGGUGCCAGGACAAGGAAGCAAAAGCUUAGCCCCUGUUGUGACAGAAACUGCUGAAGAUGUUAAUGAUGAUGAUGAAACAGAACAACCAAGCAGUCCCUCUUUGAAGAGGACCGAAGAGCAUGGUAUUGUUGUGGUACAUGAAGUCAAGUGCAAGUUGUAUGUGAAGCCAGAUGAUCCAGCGGACAAAGGAUGGAAAGACAUGGGCGUUGGCCAACUUUCAAUAAAAUGCAAAAAGGAUGCUGCUAAAGCUACCAAAGAAUCCAAACCAACGAUCGUAAUUAGAAAUGAUGUUGGUAAAGUGUUGUUAAAUGCCUUGAUAUAUCCAAGCAUCAAAAUGAACGUUCAGAAGAAUACAAUCACUACAAUAUUUCACACUCUGGCUGUUGGAGAUACUAGUGGGAGUGAGUCAGGAACUGCUGUUGCUCGUACCUACUUACUAAGAACAAAAACUGAGGAGGAGAUAAACAAGCUUGCAGAGUCCAUCAGAGAAUAUACCCCGUCAUCUUAAAUUCCAUCCUUAUCUGUACUAUUUUGUAACAUGUAAUACAUGUGCUUCGUAGAAGAAAAGUCACACCUGCAUAUCUUUACCUACAAUGGCUGCAUAUAAUGAGUUCAAUUAUUUAUGCUUUUCUUCAUACCCAAUUUUCCUACUAAUGGACUGGCAGGGGUUACGCAACUGCUGAAAAUCCACAACCCUGAAGGCCUAUUCAAUGUACACUACAAAUUGACAUGCUUAUGAAUAUAUACUGUGUUCCUUCAGUCUA